CGGACAUUUUCAGUUUCUCAGACGCGAUGCGGCUGCAGCAGACAUGUAAACAAAGCGUGUAAGUUUGUGUGUGUGCGCGCGGUAAAUCUCUGAAAAUGGGAAAGCGGGACAACCGAGUGCCGUACAUGAACCCCAUAGCUGCUGCUCGAGCCAGAGGACCUACACCUGCCAGCGGCCCCACUAUACAGGAUUAUCUCAGCAGACCUCGACCAACAUGGGAGGAAGUGAAGGAGCAGCUGGAGAAGAAGAAGAAAGGCUCUAGAGCUUUGGCUGAUUUUGAGGAUAAAAUGAAUGAGAGAUGGAAGAAGGAACUGGAGAAAAACCGAGAGAAAAUCCUGGGAGGGGGUGAGAAGAAAGAAAAAGAGAAAGACAAGGAGAAGGAAAAGAAAGAGAAAGAAAAGGAUAAAGACAAGAAAGAGAAAAAGAAAAAGGAAAAGAAAAAAUCCAGUAGGCAUUCUUCGUCUUCUUCCUCCUCCUCAUCGAGUUCUGAUUCCUCCAGCAGCUCGUCAUCCGAGUCUGAAGAUGAGGAUGAAAAGAAGAACAUGAAGAAGAAACGGAAAAGGAAGCGAUCCUCGGCACGGAAAGCAUCAGAAGACUCUGAUGCAGAGUCAGAAACGGACAGCAAGGAAUCGUCCAAAAAGAAAAAGAAAAAACUCAGGGAGGAGGGAGAGAAAGAUAAGGACGAAAAGGGCAAAAAGGACGAGUCUGAAUUAGACGAUGAUGGUGAAUCCAGAAAGAAGAAACGCAGUAGUGAAGAGAAGGAGAAGAGCACAGACAAAUCAAAGAAAAAGAAGAAGCGGAAGCAUAAAAAACACAGCAAGAAGAAAAAGAAGAAGAACUCAGGAUCAGAUGUAGACAAGAGUGCAGGAAUGUGGAAUCCUGACUGAACUGAAUAUGUUUGGAGCCCUUCCCUGUCGCUGGAAAACCUGACUGAUGUCUGCCAGUGGGACUGUGAAAGCUGCUCGUGUGUAGCAGUGUGUCUUCCUGCUUAAGCAGGGUGAUGAUUGUGUGUGUGUGUGGAUGGAUGGAUGGAUGGAUGGGUGGGUUGUGUGUUGGGGGUUUGAGAAGGGCUUGAAUUCACUUUAUUUUUUGUUAUUUUAAUUUUUGCUUGAGUUUUUUUUAAGCAGAAGUUUGUGUGUCCCAAUAAAGCGCUGUUCUAACA
Messenger RNA from Ictalurus punctatus (channel catfish), 1162 nucleotides. RefSeq names its product family with sequence similarity 133 member B (gene fam133b). NCBI's taxonomy places the organism in Eukaryota, Metazoa, Chordata, Actinopteri, Siluriformes, Ictaluridae. The transcript has 11 exons. Bases 96 to 887 code for a protein of 263 amino acids. The record is from RefSeq and is a predicted model, not a curated record.